Molecule: messenger RNA, 3702 nt
Organism: Ostreococcus tauri
Lineage: Eukaryota; Viridiplantae; Chlorophyta; Mamiellophyceae; Mamiellales; Bathycoccaceae
Product: P-loop containing nucleoside triphosphate hydrolase
Exons: 1
Coding region: 1-3702 (1233 amino acids)
Biological process (GO): replication fork processing; double-strand break repair via homologous recombination
Cellular component (GO): nucleus
Molecular function (GO): ATP binding; hydrolase activity; 3'-5' DNA helicase activity
Source: RefSeq, a predicted model, not a curated record
AUGGAUGACACCGACGCCCGAGCCGAUCGCGCGCCGCCGUCGACGUCAUCGCGCGCGAAAGGCGCGAUGGAAAGUUUGAACCGAGCACCAGCUGUCGCUCGUCGGUCCGGCGACGACGACGACGACGCGGCGGCGCGCGCGGCGGCAAAGCGCGCUCGAAUCGAACGCGCGGAGGUGAAGCGGGCUCGAGUGCGGGCGGCGCCGAAGCAGGCGUCGUUGAUGGACGCGUGGUCGAACGCGAUGGCCAAGCGAAACGGCGGCGCGCGCGCGCGCGGAGGCGACGUGGACCGGAACAGCGGGUUGUCGAAGGACUUGAUACAGAGAAUACUGACGCGCGUACCGACUUCGGCGUACGCGGACGCGCGAUUGGUGUGUAGGUCGUGGCGAGACGCGAUCGACGACGGGGCGUUCAUGCCAUCGGUGAAGCUGAAUCGGAGCUUGGCGCUGGGAGACGGCGACGAGCGGCGCUGCGCGACGCGAUGGUUGGACGAGGCCACGGGAAGAGUGGACGAAAUAGGCCUCGGGCCGUUGGCGCGAUACAUCGCAACGCGCUUACCGUUCAAGUCAGAACUCGACGUGGAGACUUUGUGCCGUUUUGUUGACCAAGAUGAACAUCUGUCAGGCGCAACAAAAAUUCAGCACAUACCCAAGCCUGCUGAUAUCGACGCCGACCCUCGGUACCAGCAAGUGGAUACUUUCACCGACGAGGCUCGAACAACGCUCGCUUUAGAUGAAAUGAGAUUUUGGUUCGACGCGGACACGCGCGCGAGUCGCUCAUUUCUUGGUACGGUUGGCGACAUCUCCGCCACCAUCAAGGAGAUUGCCAAGUUUGAAACUGUGCAAGUGGAAGUUCACGGGAAAAAAGUAACGAGCGGUUGGGCGGUUCUUGCGCUGGCGAUGGCACACGUCGCUGAAAAUGAGUUUGUUGGCUCGAGGAUACUCCGAGCCGCUCGCCAAGCGCUACGUCAGGUCGACUCUGACUUUGUAGAGGAAGAUUUGACCGAGUUCAUCCAUCUGAUCGUGGCGUACGUGCGAGCAAGAUUACUGGAAGAAAACUUUCCACCGGGAGAUAUGGAUGUCCGUCACGAGUUACGACGCUUAAAGACGAGAAUAUUAGCUGCGAAUGAUUACGCGAAUCUGCAUGAAGAGCGAGAAUGGGGCGGCGAAAUGCCUGGGACCAGUGGCAUGCCUGAUUCAUUGCAAACGCACACCCGUUUGACACACGAGCAAGAAGCGAUCGUCUCCACAACGCUCAAACCGCCGCAGUGGAUGGUCGUGCACGCAUUCGCGGGUUCGGGUAAGACGACAACGUUAGUGGAGUACGCCCGGCGCCAUCCCUCGAUACGGUUUCUAUAUCUUGCGUUCAAUCGCGCCAUCACAGAGGAGGCAAAGACAAAAUUUCCACCAAACACAGAUGCGAAAACGUUUCACGGCCUGGCUUUCGGAUUGGCGACGUGGUACAAAGCUGGGGGUAAAAAGCUACAUUACGGCGAUAAGCUUCGAUCCUCCGAAGUUUGCAAAGCGCUCGGACGGAACGUGGAUGAUCCCGCAGUUGGCCGCGGUUUGGUGACGCUAAACAACUACCUGAUUUCCGCAGAUGACGACAUCAACGCGACGCACGUCCCCGCCCACUCGACAGGCUCACGAGAUACUUACGUUGAAGUAGCACGACGAUUGUGGGCGUCGAUGAAGGACCGCUCGAGUAACGACGUCCCGAUGACGCACGCCGGAUACAUGAAACUCUAUCAAUUGCAGCGACCUCGCCUGGAUAUCGAUAUGAGUAAAAACAAGAACAAGACGGGAUAUGACGUAAUUCUACUGGACGAAGCGCAAGAUAUAUCUCCCGUGAUGUUUGAUAUCGUGCUAAGACAGGACAAGUGCGCAAAGAUCGUCGUCGGCGACGCUCAUCAACAAAUUUACAACUUCACCGGGGCCAUGAAUGUCAUGAAUUCAAUUGACAAGUUUGUUUCAAGCCAAUUGGUCACACACAGACGCCUCGCAAGGAGCUUCAGAUUCGGUUUGGAGAUCGCGAAUGUCGCGAAUGCCGUUUUAAAUGUGAAGCAAGAGGACGCUCUACUCAUUGGCGCGAGACCUUCGAGUUUGGAUCAGAAGAGCGUGUUCGUCACGAGAGGCGUUGCUUGCUCGAGAACGAGACAGUUAUACGAUGAUAAUCUGCCUCCAACGCUGCCCGUGUUUCUCAUCGGUCCGUUGACCGCACAGCGCGAACAAGUCACUAUUUUGGUUCGAUCGAACGCGAGCCUUGUCGAUGCCUUGCUCAAACUUCUGACGGCGAAAGAUCUCUGGAAAGAUGGAAAAGAUGGGAAGUCAUACGAGAACGCUAGGAAAACCAGGAUUCAUAUCAUUGGGGGCGCAGAAGCUCUGAAACUCGAUCAAAUCUUGGACUUCGUUCGUUUAAUCGAGGGGCACGAGUUGUCGUCCAUCAAGGAUCGAUAUAUCAAAUCGUUCGUAAGAUACGGUGGCGGAAAUGCUCAUCUGACGUCCACUAAUCCGACGCAGUGGAAAGAGCGCGAAGACAACGCGCUGUCGCGCAUCGUCGCAAUCGCCGAAAAUCAAGACGAUUUUGAAACUCUCAACCGCAUCAACAUCGCUCAAUCUUUCGGGAGUGAUCUAUAUACAUUGGUGGAUCGACUGAAAUCGGCAGACGUCGGUACGAACGCGCAGCUGGCGGAUUUCAUCCUCACCACUGCACACAAGUCCAAGGGACUCGAAUUUGAUAACGUCAUGAUUUGGAAUGAUUUUGAGAAUGUGCACGACGUGCGAGCGAUUCGUAGUAAAGUCGGAAAUCAUUACGUAAAGAUUCGAGAUGAUCCCUUCGAAGGUACCGUGAAGAUAGAUGUGCCGGUCGAUGAGAUCAAUCUUGCGUACGUUGCUGUGACGCGCGCGCGGCGACGCGUCUUUCUCAACGCGAAUUUAGCGAAACUUUUGUUGGCGCCUCGAACAGCUCAAGUCGACCAAGGGAAGUACGCAGGUGUACACGUAAAGGGAUACCAUCCGUUGGCUUCUUGGGGAUACUUUUUCAACGAGUGUCAUGGACUCAGUGACGUGCACGAUCAUGGAUUUUACUCACCCGUCCUUCGUCGUGUGGACUUACCGAGCGGUGAGAGCCCCAAUCGUUUGCGUUGGUACCCGAUGCUCGACUGUGCCGUGAUGUAUUCUGACAUGCUAGAACUGUCAGGAAGGGAGGUCGAGACGUUCAGAGGUGACGUGUGCCAAACUUGUAUGAGGCACAUGGACGCCGCGAAUGCUUUCGUCUUCCAGACCGAGUGCGAAUCUGGCUUGGUGUGCGUUUCUGACCGCGGCGUCGAGGCUCGUCACGUCGGCGGCUUACACGCGGGCAUCUUUGAAAGCCGCGACCGGGACGCGUUCGAGGCCCACAUGCGCGACGUCGGACACGUGCGCCUAGACAUAGACUACGCCAAGGAUAGGAGAUGGGUCGAUGACGUCCGAGAACCAUCCAAAGCACCCAACGCGGCCGUCUACUGCCUCGAAAAUCCGGCGCACCUCUUCAAGACGCGCGUCUGCAACGACUGCUUCUUCACCGAGGGCGCUGGAUUUUCACCUUCACGACACGUCUCAGUCUUCGGCACGCGCCGAGAGAAACUACGUCCCAUGCAGGACACGUUGAAGUACGAGCGCGAGCUCCGCCGCGCGCGCGAGCGCCGCGCGCGCCCGAGCGCCUAG